GAGUGAAAUAAGAUCUAGACAGUUUGGGUUCUGUGGCUGUUUAUUGAAAUGAUGGCAGUUGAUUCUAUAUCAAUUAAAGAAUUUUAAAGAUUAAUUUCUCGCUAAAGAGAUUAUUAAUACUUUGGGUAAUUUAUAACGUGAUAUGUCGGAUAACUGCAAAAUGUCUGUCGCUGAAUUCUUAAAGGGUUUGCCUUCGCACAAUGAAAAUAAUUUUGCUAAUUUUCAUACAGAUAGUGGAAACAGAACUUGUGUAAAAAAACCUUCAGUUUAUCUUCCUACAAAGGACCAUCCUUCAGAACAAAUUAUAGUCACAGAGAAAACAACCAUAUUGUUAAGGUACCUUCAUCAACAUUGGGAUAAAAAUCAUGCUGAUAGAAAACGUGAUAUUUUAUCUGCUAAUGGUGACUCAGAAGAUGAUGCUGCUACAGUCCAUAGUAAAAGGCCACGUCUUGAUUUAAAUCAUACCAUUUAAAAUACACCUCAGUUAUAAUUUUCAUUGUUUACUAAACUACAUUUCCAUUACCUGCUAAACUAAUUUUUAUUGUCUGUUAAACUAUGUGAUUCUUGAAUGUAACAAACAUAUCUAUA
This is a messenger RNA of Bombus impatiens (common eastern bumble bee), 588 nucleotides long. Its product is annotated as DET1- and DDB1-associated protein 1. Bases 143 to 472 code for a protein of 109 amino acids. The transcript is spliced from 4 exons. The record is from RefSeq and is a predicted model, not a curated record. Gene Ontology annotation, cellular component: Cul4-RING E3 ubiquitin ligase complex. Gene Ontology annotation, biological process: positive regulation of proteasomal ubiquitin-dependent protein catabolic process. Lineage: Eukaryota; Metazoa; Arthropoda; Insecta; Hymenoptera; Apidae.